Molecule: messenger RNA, 5084 nt
Organism: Nematostella vectensis (starlet sea anemone)
Lineage: Eukaryota; Metazoa; Cnidaria; Anthozoa; Actiniaria; Edwardsiidae
Product: adenosine receptor A2a
Exons: 2
Coding region: 3890-4822 (310 amino acids)
Biological process (GO): G protein-coupled receptor signaling pathway
Cellular component (GO): membrane
Molecular function (GO): G protein-coupled receptor activity
Source: RefSeq, a predicted model, not a curated record
UGUGGUAAGCGUUACUGCAUGUUCAUCAAAAAAGUCUUAUAGGGAAUCCUUGAUGUGUCUGUGUCUACUUCUCUGCUGAGAAAUACAUAAUGUACAAUGAAUAUUACAACCUGUUUAUUUUAGAUACUUUUAUUGGUAAUCGGAGACAAAGCUUUCCUCGUAUGUUCCGUUCGUUCCCGAUGCUCUUUUUUCAAGUAAGAUACUCAAGACACAUUUUACAGAGAUAUGUUUUAUAUACGCUAUUAUAGUAAUAAGAGCAAAAGAUUUUCCCUUAUGCAUCGCUUGAAAGAAAACAAAGAUUACUUAUAAAGAAUGCAAAGUAAUUAGCAAAGUCCGGGCCUGCUUUUCAAAUAAAUAAAAAGGAGAAGGGAAAAUAUUAUACUUGAAAGCUGUCUUUAUUUAGAAAAAAGUGUUGAACAAAUCUUUAAUAUUAUGAAUAAAAGAACGCUUAAGUAAAAAAUAUUAUUUUAACAAAAUAAUGCUAAAAUCAUUUUAAGUAACUUCGAUAAAAGCCCUCAAAGGCGGCAAAACCUAGAUAAAGAAGAUAAAAAUAUUGUAACCUCUUUCUCUAUUUUGGAUUUAAACAUAUUUCUAUAAUUCAAGAUGAGACAACACAGUCUAUAUUGCCAAAACAAGGCUUGAUUGAUGAUUACGAAAUGUCUGAAAACUUUAGCGCCUUGUCGGGUUUUGCGUCUUGCGGGUUUUUUUGAAGUGAAUAAAUAUCAUGUGACUCUGUCAAGAACUAUAAGUUUAAAAAAAAAAAAAAACAACAACAAUUUUAGCUCGUUGGAAAACUACUUUUAAACAGUGAAACAAGCUUUCAAGGCCAACACUGGAACAUAAGUGCAAGAGAUACCGCAACUCUUUGUUUUUCUUGGCAUGCUCGACUGGUUCUCACUGAGCGCUGCUCUGACGUUCUAGCGUUUAAAACCUCUGAUAAAAUGUUCUCGCAUAAUAGCUUCCUAUCAUAUAGUAGCCCAUCAAUUAUAAUUUCUCGAUCAUUCCUGACAUAUCUUAUAUAUCAUAACAAUACAGUAGCACGAGAUUAAUUUACUUUGUGUUCAUCUAUCUUAAUCAGGAGUUUCUAGAAAAUUUCCAAGGGUUUUUUAAAGAUGUUUUGUCGGUAUUGUAUUCUCUCAUGAACUCAUGAAGUACUUAUCGAAUCUCGCUUGGCGACGGUUACUUAAAAGGACAAAACAAUAAGAGCUCUUGAAUUAAAGUAUACCCUCUUAUGGCUGCGAUGGUUUCCUUGUCGACUUGACACCAGGUUACACUGUAAGUUUUAAUUAUUUUCUAACAAAUUCCACAGAUUUGAUUUGACUGCAUGGGAUAAAAUGCAAAUGAUAUAUUUAUAGGCUCUAGUCACAUCCAAGCUAAAUCAGAGUUUCAUUGUAAAUUUGGAAAAACACGUGAUAUCAGCAUGUUUAUGUUAUCUAGAAUAUAGUUUCCGUGAUAAAUAUUGCACUCCGUUGUUUUGAUUCCGAAGAAAGUCUUUCGGGGAAUCGCUUUAUCAACGUUAACCAGAGAUCCGCAGGCCAGAUGAAAAUUUGGCAGAAAAUAAAUCGAUAAUAGCACAUUCAUCACGAUUCACUGUCAUGUCAAAAUUUGAUAGAUUAAAUGAAGAUUUUGUGUAUUUCAAACAGCGAGAAUUGCAUCUCUUGAAAAUAUGCAAGUGAGGCCUGAUUUAGGAUAAUCCUCUUUUUCAAUUAUUUUUUUAAGCAUGUGGUUAAACGGUUUCGUGCCGUAUCUUGUGAAAAUCAAGCAAAUUAUUUUUUAACUGUUUCCUAUUUCCGACCUAAGCUAAUUUGGGCAAUUCUGUUGGGAGUUAAUUACGUAAAUUUCAGGUUGAAAAGUGAAAGCUAUAUUGUUUAUCCUAACAUUAAGCACGUUUUAUAACUGUUUUCUAGUUGUUUUCGACCAGUUUAUUGUAAAGAUUGCAUGUAGAAAGGGAAUACGAGCAAGGGACAUACGCUAUAGCUACAAGGAUAAUAAAAAAAGCUCUAAAAAAGCCCAAAUUUUCAAUCAAGUGCAUUAAUGGAAAACAUGACUUGCAAAAAGGGUAGAAACACGGCACAACGGGCGGCAAAAAGAACACUCAAAACAAAACACUUCCGACGACGAUAAGUGACCACGAAACGAUCAGAGAAUUGCUUCUUCCUAUAUACAUUGUCUUGAGAGAAAUAAUUAAUAGAUACAUCUACAAUAGAUUUUCUUAUUUAACCGUUAAUGAAAUAUUAUUAAUUUGGAAAAAAGGCGCAAAACGGUGCAAAAUAGCAAAAAAUAAUGUAAUAAAUAAGCUUUUAUUUUGCAUACGAAAUCAGGGCAAUUUUCCCCAUUUUUUAAAAAGUUAUUCGAAUCCAAGGUCGAUUAACUUAAUGGCGGAUAGCACAUCACCAUCUGUGAACCGCUUUUCUGUGUUCCUUUCAAACUAUGACCCAUUUAUCGCAAAAGUAUCCUUCAAUUUCGUCCAAUUCACGAAAAGCUUCACCUUGCGAGAAGAACGUUUUUAACAAAUACUUCCUAAGCCGGUCAGAGAAUUCCCCCUUUUAUUUGCCAGGUUGUCUGGGGCUUUGCAAGGAGACAUUAUUAGCGCAAGAUAUCUGAUGUUUUUUUUUUUUACUUAUUUCUUAUUUAAAGAUAGCAAUUAACGUUUGUUGGUAACACAAACAUAAAACAAGUGAGAAUCGAUGGCCAGAAUUAAGCGGUUGCAUAAUCUUUCGCUUUCCCUGAUCCGUCCUAGCGAAAACGAACCUAACAAAUUGAAAUUAUAAAAGCUUCAUGAUUUACGAUAAAAAAAACUCUUUAUUAUAAAAAGAGCCAAAAUGUUUACAUUUGUGCAAAAUCACUUUAAAAUAACAUGGACCGGACUCUUUUUUUAAAAAGUUUUCAAAAACCACAAUAGGUCACACAUAAUAGGUCUCGCAAGAAAAAAAGAUCUUAAAAGAGCACUUUCGUAAUUAAAACCGCCUUCUAGAUCUUUCUUUAUUUAUUAUAGCAAAUGCUUUGUAAUCAAUCUCAUUAAAAGGUCUGUUUGCCAAGCACAACAAAAGAGGACUUUGUCUUUCUUAUAAGUGUAUCGAGAGUAUUAAAAGUUGCAACGUUUGUAUCUAUCCAGCAAAGUCAAGUGCGCUUUUAGAUGAGUGCACUAGCCACUUGCACAGGGGAGAUCCAGGAUAUCGCAAGGUGCAAGAAAAAUAUGUGGAAUUUAGUUCCCAUACACCUCCCGGCCCCUCCUAGAUCAAGGCCUCCAUAAAAGCUCUAUAUUCCUAACACCUGUACGUCCAGGGCAUUCUGUAAGCGUUUUGUUGUUGUCUCUAAGGCUUAAUUUGACAGCCGAUGUUUCCGGAGCCGUUCUCAAGUGAGGCUAUAUCAUGUAAAGACCGUAAAAGGUAGCAAAAUCGACACUCCCGAAAAGAACUCUCGAAAAUAACGAGCAUUAAGUAUCCGAAACACUCGAUGGGAAUUAUUACCCGUGAAGAUCAAUCGGUUAGGGCAUUGUGUUGUCCUUAGUUGCUAGGAGAAGGUAAAAAGCACGUGACUUGUACUAGAUUUAAAGAGUGGAAUAUAUCGGGACUGACUUAUCCGGAAGAAGAGAGCAGGUGGGAAGUGCCAAAAACUCCGAUAAGCGAGGAUUUUCACGUCAAGAUUUAUUUUAAAAAAACAUAAAAAAGGCUGAUUCUCUUGGACAUUUUUCACAAAAUCACAGAAGAACUACCAUGUGUUUGAGGAGCGAGGAUACUAAAUGUCAUCAGCGGGUAGGUGCGAUGAACUGAAACCCGUCGUUUAAUUGUGACAGUGAUUCAAGUUAUCAUAAGGAGAGUAUAGUAAGCGAACAGAAAGAAGGAAAGCGCACGAUAAUCGAUAAAAGGUGAACGUAGAACUUGACGACAUGGAUGCGAACGCUACAGGGUCAGCCCUAGCACCUUCGUCCCUCUGCAGCAGAGAUCUGGACUUGGCUUUCUGGAUCCUAGACGGGAUAAUAGCCAUUGUAAUUCUAGUUGGAAACAGCCUCACAUGUGCUGUAUUCCUGCUCAACACAAAUCUCAGGCAAAACUUCAUGAAUGUGUUCCUUCUCAGCCUAGCGUGCAGUGACCUCUUGAUGUCGGUACUGGUCGUUCCCUGGUUCGCGGCUUUCUGCGAGACCAAGUGCGUCUAUCCGCUGGUGAAAUGGUGCUGGUUGUUCGGUUUGCUUAGGGAUAUACCAUUCGAGGGAGUCAUCCUGAAUUUGGUCGCUAUAACCUACGACAGGUACCUGGCCGUAUUCCAGCCGCUCUACUACGGCGCCAAGAUGACAAAGUCCCGAGUGGUGAUAAUACUUGUGCUGGUAUGGUUUCUUCCGGUGCUAACGGGUCUGGUCCGCUUGAGUUGGCUCUUCACGGAGAUGCCAGAUAACAGGCGAAAGGAGAUAGACAGAAACUUCAAUAUCUUUCUUAUCUUCGCCUUUGUGCUGAUACCCGCUAUCGGGAUCUUUGUUGUGAAUCUGAUGAUCAUGAUUACGAUCAAAAGCCAUAAAUCCAGGAUUAAUCCAGCAGUUCCGAGUAACGGGGAGACGUCGGACUCCGAACGACAAAGAGAGAGAAUCAAGAAACGCAAAGGAACAAUGUCAUGUGUUCUGGUCGUACUCGUGUUUAUUACGUGUUGGCUACCGAGGAUAUUUUACAAUUUCUUCUAUCUCGCAAAAAGGCCUGAUCUAGCGUCGCCGAUAUUUAUCAAAGUUUCCAUGUUCUUUGUGAUAUUCCAGAGUACUGUAAACCCAUUUAUCUAUUCAUUUUACCGUCAAGAAUUUCGCCAGUACUUGUUACAUUUACUGCACCUCAAUUAAAGAAUUUGGUGUUUUCGCAUUACGAAGCGAAGAAAAAAAAAAUUGGUGACACAUUCGAAAAAAUCGUCGCCCAAAAUAGCAAUUCCAUAUAACUGAAAAGAGGAAAAAUGUCACUCAGCAAAAGCGAAUAUCGUGCACUACAUACGUCUGAUUGGCAUUUGUAAAGAAAAGUUUAAAUAUCAUCCUCAAUCAAACAGCCCGCAGACACAAUAUAGCUUGAGGUUUUGUCUAUGGAAAUCAAUAAAGUGGUACAAAUUAGUCA